Molecule: messenger RNA, 654 nt
Organism: Asparagus officinalis (garden asparagus)
Lineage: Eukaryota; Viridiplantae; Streptophyta; Magnoliopsida; Asparagales; Asparagaceae
Product: mitochondrial import inner membrane translocase subunit Tim13-like
Exons: 2
Coding region: 84-356 (90 amino acids)
Source: RefSeq, a predicted model, not a curated record
UACAGAACUAGGGUUUAGUCCCUUUUCCCAAUCUCUCCAAUCUCCUUCAAUCAAAAACGCCAAACUAAUAAUUGUAACAAAAAAUGGAUUCUUUCUCAUCUCCGUCGUUGUCGUCGGAAUCAGGGGGCCACUCGACGGAGGCGGUGAUGGAACAGCUUAAGACCCAGUUGGCCCAAGCCUACGCUGAAGAGUUCCUCGAGACAGUAAGAGGCAAGUGCUUCACAAGGUGCAUCACAAAACCAGGUACGAGUUUGAGUGGUAGUGAGAGCAGUUGCAUCUCUCGAUGUGUGGAGCGCUACAUGGAGGCUACUGGAAUUGUUGGUCGAGCUCUUUUUAGCGCCCAACGCAAUUUUUGACUUCGCAAAAAAACUCAUUUUUAUCCCUGCAAUGCCAAACCAAACUUCCAAUGGAUAGCUUGUUAGCUUAAUCCCGCUUUUAGUUAUUUUUCUAGUUCAGGCUUACGAUGCUGUUGCAUUAUCUAUUAUGUUGGGUUUCUUCUUUGUUUUAACCGCAAGUGUCAAUUUUAUUGAUCAGUGUCAACGCCUGAGCGUGUCAUGUUUGGCACCGUAGAUGAUUGAAAUGAAUGUACGUGAUAUGGCUGCAAUAAGUUUGGAUUGCAUAGUUUCUGAUUUCUUUAAUGUUUUUGUUUCCUAA